GAAUUCUCUCCGUGCUUCCUGGAUACAGUGUUGGUUUGGGGUGCAUGCGCCUACCUGUGGAUUAUGUCACCGUUCUUCGUGCUUUACAUGUUCAAAGACCGGAAGUAUACACCACUACCAGUAUCAAAACUACACCUGUCGAAAGCGUUGUUGACAUUUAUCCUGUCCUGUAUGGUUGUGGUGCAGUUGUUUUUCCAAGAACAUUACGGGUAUGCAUGCGACGGGAAUUAUCGUGUACCGCCGUCUGCAUACACCGCCGCUGCCGUCAAGUUUGCCACCUUCAUCCUGAGUUUCUUAGUCCAGCAAAUCCAGCGACGUAAAGGUUUGAAGACUUCCGCCAUUCCAUUCACCUUCUGGCUUGUGCUUCUUCUCUGUGAGGUGGCGCCUUUGUACACGCAUGCGCAAAGAACGGAGUCGUGCGGCGAGGCGAUAGUGUUCGACGUAUACUUUGGUCUGAUUGGUCUGCAGUGGAUUCUGCACUGCUUCGCUGAGCAGCAUCCAAGGCACGGCUACAACGAGCUCGGACACGAGGUGGGUCACAUGUGCUCACGAUACCAAUUCUCCUCUUUCUCGUUCGGUAGAAGACCCAUCUCCAAUGGUGCCAUUGACCUAAUUAGUGAAGCAAAUAGUGAACUCACCAACAGUCUCAAUGAACGAGCAGGAGAUAACGGGAUGGACAUGACGAUGAUCGGCGAGAAGCUGGAAGAAGUGACCUGCUUAAAACACACGGCAGCAAUCCUGUCCAAGGAUGGUACCAGUACCGCUGAAGGCCGAAUAAGAAUUACCGUGACGAAGAACGCUCCCACGAACGUGUGUCCCGACGAGAAUGCCUCUGUACUCAACCGUAUUCUCUUCAACUGGCUCACACCUGUCGUGUGGCGUUGCUACCGCGGUCGGUUUCAGCCAGCUCUGUUCUGGAACCAGACCACGCGCCUGCGCAGUGAGCACUUGGGAGCUCUUUUGGAAGAGGCGUGGAAGAACGAGGAGCAGAGAUGCUACGUGCGCAGUGCGGUCAAGCAGAGGUUCACACGAACCUACUAUCAGAGUAACGGAAGUGCUGACGUCGUCAAUGGAUACGGAAAGUUUCACCGGAAGUCGCAAGACGACGUGGAGAGCACCCCUUUGAUUGAGAGUGGCAGGUUUGUAGUGAACCUGCCACAGGUCAAAGAUGACGACCUACCGACACCGAGCCUCUACCGGGCCCUCGCUCGCUCCUUCUGGCCUUUAUGCGUGGAAGCUACUGCCUACUUGGCCAUUGGUGAGGUCACGUGGCUUGUACAGCCACUCUUUCUCAGGUUUAUCAUUCAAAUUAUCGAGAACAAGGAAAAUAGCAUUGCCCCGGAGUGGCAGGGUUACUUGUUUACGGCGUUGCUGUUCCUGGUACUCAGCUUUAGUUCGUUCAUGUUCCAUGUGGGUAUACAUCACAUGACCCAGGUGGGACUACGGCUCAAGACGGCCCUCAUCUCACUUAUCUACAAGAAGGCUCUGACAAUGAAUAAGGCCGGCAUGAAGGCGGGCACAGUGGGCGAGGUGGUGAACCUGAUGUCUGUCGACUGCCAGCGUAUUCAGGACAGCGUCACCUUCUCCUUCUACGUCGUAGUCGCCACUCUCAUGCUCGUCGUUGCUUUCGCGCAGCUCUGGGACCUCAUGGGGGUGGCCAGUCUCGGUGGUCUGGCGGUCAUUCUGGUCCUCAUUCCAACGGUUGGUUUUAUAGCAACCAAGCAGUUUGCGCUGCAGAAACAGCUUCUGAAACUAAAGGGGGAGAGAAUCAAGAUACUCAACGAAGUUUUGUGUGGAAUAAAGGUGCUGAAAAUGUACGCAUGGGAGCCGUCAUUCAUGCAGAAGAUACGUCAAAUCCGUUCGAAGGAGAUCCAAUGCCUCUGGAAGUACGCCACCCUGGCCGCCACCAACGUCGUGUUCGCGAUACACAGCCCUUUCAUGAUCAAUUUCGUGCUCGUGCUGAUCUACGUUGUGACGUCUCCGUACCACUCUCUGAGCGCCGAGGAGGCUUUCACCGCGCUGUCCAUCGUGAACAUUCUAAGAUACCCUAUAGCCCUUACACCGUUCGUGGUUAAUGGAGCUGUGCAGGCUUACGUGUCGGUGGGACGGAUUCAAGAGUUCAUGCGGACGAAAGAUUUGAACAAGGACAACGUCACAAUCGAGCAGAAGUCAGAGUACCCUGUGCGAAUUUCUCAAGGCGACUUUACUUGGAACCGCGAAAUGGAUCGAAUAGUUCUUAGAAAGAUCGACCUGCAUGUGAAACAGGGGGAACUGGUCGCCGUCGUCGGCCCCGUUGGCUGCGGUAAGUCGUCGUUGAUCUCCGCCUGUCUCGGAGAGAUGGAGAAGCUGGCUGGAGAAGUUGUGCUCAGUGGCAAGCUUGCGUAUGUACCCCAAGAGGCGUGGAUUCAGAACAUGACAUUGAAAGACAACAUCCUGUUUGGCAAGGCUUAUCAGGAGAAGAAGUACAAGAAAGUGCUCGACUCAUGCGCACUGCUGCCGGAUCUAAAGAUUCUUUCUGGAGGCGAUAUGACCGAAAUCGGAGAAAAGGGUAUCAAUAUCAGCGGGGGACAAAAACAGCGCGUGAGUCUGGCGCGUGCCGUAUACCAGAACGCAGACGUGUACUUUCUGGACGACCCUCUCAGUGCAGUAGAUACUCACGUGGGCAAACAUCUGUUCAAAAAAGUUAUCGGCAACGAGGGCCUACUGAAACACAAGACUCGCGUCCUGGUGACUCAUGGUGUACACUGGCUGCCAAUGGUUGACCGGAUAGUAGUGAUGGUGGACGGAACUAUCACUGAGACCGGCACUUACGAGGAGCUGGUGAGCCACGACGGCGCCUUUGCCCAGUUCCUACGACAUUACAUGCUCGAGGAGGAGGAGGGAGAGGAGGAAGACCAAGAGGUUCAGCUACUCAAGACGGCCAUCCGCUCAAAGAUCGACGAAGGACGAUCCGACGGUGGGCUUACGUCAGAAGAUGACGUACUUACUGCACUUACUCAAAGAAGAACCAGCAGGCACUUUUCUGGCGGAGGCGACCGCAGCAACCUCCGGACGGUAGGAAGCGGCGCAGGUCGGGCCCUACUGACACGCCACAAGAGCAUCAGCCUGUUGUCUAAGGACCUCAGCAGGCUGACCGAGGACGAAGCAUUUGAGCAGGGCAGUAUUAAAGCCGGUGUGUUGAUCACUUACAUGAAGGCGAUGGGUCCCUGCGCUGUGUUCGUUGUCUUUUUCUCCAUGGGCGUCUUCCAGGGCCUAAACAUCUUCUCCAACUUCUGGCUGACAUACUGGACAGAGGACGACCUACUGCGCAACACGAGCCGCGCAGACGAACCGGAAUUCCGGGACAGAUAUCUGUAUUACCUUCUUAUGUACCUCCUCUACGGUGUCUUACAGGGCAUAUUCGUGUUCUUGUCGUUCUACAUGGCACUAACGCGGAUGGUGCGGGCUUCCGGUACGCUUCAUGACGCCAUGUUGAAGAGCAUUCUGCACGCGCCUAUGGCCUUCUUCGAUACCACGCCUAUCGGCAGAAUGAUGAACAGGUUCUCCAGCGACAUUGACAUCAUGGAUAACAGGCUGCCCGAGAGUUACCGAGUAUGGGUACUCAUGGUGUUCAUAACAAUGGCCGUCCUCAUCGUCAUUGCCGUCAUCACACCAAUAUUCAUGGCUGCCAUAGUGCCCAUUGCAAUUUUCUAUGUGUUCUGUGUGAAAUUCUAUCUGCCUACCGCUCGCGCCAUGAGGCGUACGGAGUCGAUUCGCCGGUCCCCGAUUUACAACCACUUCAGCGAGACCAUCACGGGAGCCAGCGUCAUUCGUGCGUACAGGUGCACGGAUAGGUUCAUACAGGAGUCCCGGAAACGGGUCGACGAGAAUAUGAAGUUCUUCUACGCAUCUAAUACCGGUUCAAGAUGGAUCGGCAUACGUCUCGAGCUCAUAGGCAAUCUGAUUGCUGUACUAGCUACUGUAUUUGGGCUGAUAUCGGACGGACUGAGCGGGGCCAAAGUCGGUUUAUCCGUCACCUACGCCGUCCAGAUCACGAUCACUUUAAAUCUCGUGGUGUUUGCGAUCAGCGAAAUGGAGAUGAACAUUGUAUCGGCGGAGAGAGUCACCGAGUACACCAGGCUUCCUUCAGAGGCCGGGUGGGUGCUUGAGCGUUCUAAGCCUCCUGUGGGGUGGCCGGGCGCCGGCGUUAUCGAGUUCCGGGAAUUCCUGACGCGCUACCGGGAGGGCCUGGACCUGGUUCUGCGCGGCAUCAACUGUACUAUCAAAGACGGGGAAAAGGUGGGUAUCGUCGGUCGGACAGGGGCAGGUAAAUCCUCGCUUACGCUAAGCCUCUUCCGGUUGAUAGAGGCGGCAGGGGGCGCUAUAUACAUCGACGGGGUGAACAUCGCCAACCUUGGGCUCCACGAUCUUAGGACCAGGCUGACGAUACUACCCCAGGACCCUGUGCUGUUUUCCGGCUCCUUGCGUAGCAACCUCGAUCCGUUUGGCCGGUACGACGAGGACAGUAUUUGGUAUGCGCUGGAGUGUGCUCACCUGAAGGACUUUGUGAGGGGACUGGAGGAUGGACUGGAGUAUGAGUGCGGAGAGGGGGGCAUGAAUCUCAGCGUGGGUCAACGUCAGCUCGUGUGCCUGGCCCGGACGCUGCUCCACAAAACCCGCAUUCUUAUCCUAGAUGAAGCGACAGCGGCCGUCGACAUGGAAACGGAUGACCUUAUUCAAGACACCAUUCGUACGCAGUUCAAAGAGUGCACAAUAAUCACCGUGGCGCACCGCCUUAACACGAUAAUGGAUUACGACAGGGUAAUGGUCCUUGACGCCGGCUUGAUCAAGGAGUUUGAUAACCCUCGCGCAUUAUUGGCGGACACCAACGGCGUCUUUUACGGGAUGGCUAGGGACGCUAAGCUCGUAUGAUGACGUCAUCGACAUCAGCGAGACAGGUCUUGGAAGCAACCGUCGGUGAUGCCGUCAUUUAUCGAAGUCGUUGACUGAUUGUGACUGUACUGUUACAAUUGCUGUUUUGAGGGUCUUAGAUAUAAUUUCAUAAUACAUCACCUUAUGACAUGUGAAUUAAGAUGGAUGUCAUCAGAUACAUCUUUCAUCAACCGAUUUAUCACUGUCUUUUAUCGGAACUUUUUAAGCUUGUUGAUUUGAUUGGAUUUUUUUUUACCGAUUAUCAUCCUUUACUUGAUAUAUAUUUUAACAAAUUUGUGGCUGUUUCAUUAUCAUUUUAAAAAUUAAAAUUACGUUAAAACACACGAAUAUCGUCUCAAGGUAAGGUAAAAAAAGAGGAGCUAUGAAGCAAUGGUCUAAACGUAAGAAGAACUCUGAAUGUAAGAAAACAUUAACAUAAUAUUUACUCAAAACAAAGCCGCCUUCGUAAGAAGAGGUUGCCUGUGAUUUUUUCUUCGAAGCAUUUAAGCUUAAACCACUGUUUUUGAACAGCAUUAACAAAAGCUGUUCCAUAAAAUAAAACGGAAAAGCAUGAUUAUUAUUUUCGAAGUUGUUAUGCAGUAUUGAUGAGAAAGUGUUGUGUAGAACCGAUCCAGUGUAGAUCAAUGUGGCCUCAAGCAAUGUACGCCUAUGUAUAACAAACAUAACUUAACAUUUUAUUAAAUAAACAGAU
Messenger RNA from Dreissena polymorpha, 5623 nucleotides. RefSeq names its product multidrug resistance-associated protein 1-like. Gene Ontology annotation, cellular component: membrane. The record is from RefSeq and is a predicted model, not a curated record. The coding region runs from base 64 to 4911 and encodes 1615 amino acids. Gene Ontology annotation, molecular function: ATP binding; ATP hydrolysis activity; ABC-type transporter activity. The transcript has 34 exons. NCBI's taxonomy places the organism in Eukaryota, Metazoa, Mollusca, Bivalvia, Myida, Dreissenidae. Gene Ontology annotation, biological process: transmembrane transport.